Molecule: messenger RNA, 975 nt
Organism: Ogataea polymorpha
Lineage: Eukaryota; Fungi; Ascomycota; Pichiomycetes; Pichiales; Pichiaceae
Exons: 2
Coding region: 1-975 (324 amino acids)
Source: RefSeq, a predicted model, not a curated record
AUGUCCUUCGACCCCCUCGACUUUUUGUCGCCCGUGCAAUACGUCGACACCGAGCCCGUGCUUAUGAACGUGUCCGAGGAGAAGUCGCAUCUCCCAGCACUGCACGUCAUGGACCUCCCACAAGUAGGCUCGCGACCGCCGGCCUGUGUCCUGAAAACCAUCUUGUAUCUGCUCAAAUCAGACGACAUCUGCAAUUUUGGACAAACUCCACAAACGCGGUCCAUAGAGACGGUCAAACGAGAGCACCCUGCUAGUUUCGCCGCUGCAGAGCCGUGGCUCCAGACCCACUGUUCGCUGCUGUGCGCCAAUUUUUCAGAUUUGGGUGCACUGCCGACAAACGACAUAGUGUCGUAUCUCACCGGCAUUUGCGGAUCCUCGCUUUCAUGGAUGGACGCUGCCGACCGCGAGGACGUGUGGGCACUGGCCUCGACAAUCAUCUCGGAGAAGUCUGGGCGGACGGCCGCGCCAGGGUUCACACGGAAAAUCACAGUAGAUGGACUGCCUCCAAUCUGUCUACGAGAGCCAGCACUGACGAGUGAUAACCUUGGACUCAAGACCUGGGGAUCGUCGCUCAUGCUGGCCCGACGGCUGGUUAACUUUCCGCGGCUAGCAGAGCCGAUUCUCGAGCUCGGGGCAGGAACCGGUCUGGUAGGGAUUGCUUGCGGACUGCUGGGGUAUAAGGAUGUUGUUCUCACAGACCUGCCUGAAAUUGUGCCGAAUCUGAAAGAAAACAUCCUGCUGAACCAGCUGGAUCUUCCCUGCGAGGUCCUGGAUUGGAAGAACCCGCACGCUUUCGGUAGCAGAAAAUUUGCAACCGUCAUUGUUAGCGACCCCAUUUACUCUGCAGACCAUCCUGUCUUAGUGCGCAACGUGGUUGAGCGUUUUCUGGCGCCAGAAAACGCCCAACUUCUUGUCCAGCUCCCUCUGCGGCCACGGUACGAACGGGAACGCGCGCAUCUGUGGUCAAGGGUUUGA